Messenger RNA from Cyclospora cayetanensis, 1794 nucleotides. RefSeq lists its product as uncharacterized. The coding region runs from base 1 to 1794 and encodes 597 amino acids. The record is from RefSeq and is a predicted model, not a curated record. The transcript has 4 exons. NCBI's taxonomy places the organism in Eukaryota, Apicomplexa, Conoidasida, Eucoccidiorida, Eimeriidae.
AUGGAGAGUGAAACCGUCGGAGGCAAGGGCACGGACCUCCAGCGUUUGCUGGCGAGCUGCUGUAGGGUAAACCGCAAGGCUAAAAUGGUGCUAGAGCUUCUUGGAUUUCGAUCGGCUGCAGCUCUGCCGCACCACCUGCAUGCAGCUGUCUUACAAGUUCUGCUUCUGGGCUCUUUAGGCCCCUUUAGCGCGAAUCCCCCAAGCCCAGCUACAGCAGAAGCCCUUGCAGAAUCGACAUCGGGAGCGCCUCAACUGUUGCCUCUACGGAGCGAAGGAUGUGCCAUUCAGUGCCUCUUUGCUGCAUGGCUUCUGAAGACCAGCAAAUGGCUCAAGGCCUCGCGACUACGUUAUGUAGUGCUUCUGGCUGUAUCACAUGAAGCUCCCUCUGCGAAGCAAGAACAUGUGUUUGCCGACACCAGCAGAAGUGGUCGGGCACUUUCAGCUUCACAAGCUGGCCGACACUCACGAGGCGCAUCGUCUGGGAUGGCAGAGAUGCAGCAGCAACAGGAAGAGGGGAGGAUUCCCCUGCACUUGUUGCUCGUUGCCUUCAAAGCUCCCCAGGAACCUCGUCUAGGAGAAGGUGGACACGCAGUCGAUGCCAGAAUGCUGCAGAGGCUGGAACCAUCAGAGGCCUUUACCAUUGCCAACACGCACAGAGCGCUGUGCCGGCGCGUGCCCUACGGAAAGACCACUCAGCUCGUCCUAGCUGUUGAAGGUCUGGGCGGCCGCCUGCUUGUCCUGGGGCAACCGUCGUACAGCACGACGGUUUCGUCGCCUGGAAUGACUAAUCAGGUCACUGGUUCAUCUCCGUUAGAGCAUCUCGCUCAUCUAGUUAACACGAUGGCGCCAUUCUGUGGCCCCCCGAGGCCUUCACGGUGGCGGGGCUUGCUCCAGCUCUUUGCAGCCGCCGUAGCUGCCGAUGGUUUGGAUUCCCCUGCAUCACUACCCGUAUUUGUCUAUAAUGGUGCGAAGAGCGAAGCGCGACUUAAGCGGCGUCAGAGGCCCCUGCAGGAGACCACCGGUGCGGUAGAGGAGGUGGCUUCUGACCACAUUGCUGCAUUCCCCCAAACAGCCUUGUCAGCACUACCACGUAGGGUUUCCUUGGUGACGCUACUGGUUAGAUGCACUGUAGCUGCCUGCUGCGCGCUCUGCCGCCCCUUGACUCUGAUAAUGAGGCUCCCUGCCACUGCGGAUGCGGUGUCCCCGACGGAGGGCCCACGGUUUGGUGAUGCAGCCCGGGCUGUGUCGAUGGCAGACUGCAAGACAUGCAGCUUGCUUCCAGAUAACCGCGAUAAAGAUCAAUGUAGCAGCAAAGGCUGCGCAUUUCACAGCUCAUGGGCGGUGCAUAACACAAGGAUGAGCCGUGGCCCCUCCUUUCAUUGGAAUGCCCCUUCAGAUCUUCCCCAUCACCAGCGGACACUCAGGCAGCUCAUUGACGAAGAGCAGAUCGCGCUCGCCUCACUCGCGUUGCGGGAACGCUGCCAUAAGGUAGCGCUACUGCAACAGGAGCAUCAGAUGCUGUAUCAGCAAUCCUCGAGGGCUCCUAUGGACGAGCGAGGCCAGCUCUUUCCGCAGGUGUGUCUUUGCCAGCACACAACUUGGUUUCUGCCACUUUACCUAUUGAAACGCAUCCUGAUGUCACAGACGCUGCGCCGCCUAAAAAACUUGCCAUCGGAAAUAAUGUUUAGCGUCUACCCUGUUGUCGAUUGUGUGCAUGCAAAUCCAGGCUCGCCGCUGGAUAAACGCAACGGAGAGGCAAUUGUUGAUGCUGUGCUUUGCGGGGCGCCAGUGUAG